Messenger RNA from Olea europaea var. sylvestris, 321 nucleotides. RefSeq lists its product as uncharacterized. The record is from RefSeq and is a predicted model, not a curated record. Bases 1 to 321 code for a protein of 106 amino acids. The transcript is spliced from 2 exons. Lineage: Eukaryota; Viridiplantae; Streptophyta; Magnoliopsida; Lamiales; Oleaceae.
AUGAAGAAUGGGGAAUUUGUCACUAGCUACUGUGCUAAGACUAUGGAGAUAAGCAACAAAAUGCGAUUUCAUGGUGAGAAGAUGGAAGAUGUCACCAUUGUGGAGAAGAUAUUACGUUCCAUGACACCAAUUUCAACUUUAGAGGAUCAAGCUUUUAAGGCUUCUACCUCUACUCAUUUCUCAAACUCUAAAGAAAGGGCUAGAGGUAGAGAUAAAGGUAGAGAAAGGGGAGAUCUAGGCAAUAGAGAUGGCAGCAAGUCUUUCAAGGUCAAUAAUGACCAAUUUCAAGGCUCAACAUUUUAUGACCAGAAGAUGAACUGA